Molecule: messenger RNA, 2495 nt
Organism: Dalotia coriaria
Lineage: Eukaryota; Metazoa; Arthropoda; Insecta; Coleoptera; Staphylinidae
Gene: lili
Product: LMBR1-like protein
Exons: 9
Coding region: 756-2321 (521 amino acids)
Biological process (GO): signal transduction
Cellular component (GO): plasma membrane
Molecular function (GO): transmembrane signaling receptor activity
Source: RefSeq, a predicted model, not a curated record
UGGUUCGUAUUCUCCGUCCAUUUGUUUUGCAGUGUGGUUUGGUGCGUCACGCUGAUGCGUUGAUUACGCCAGCAAUAAUUAAGCUCAUCGAUACGUUUGAACUUGUAACGUUUUUAAGUUGUGCACAUUCGUAAGCGGCACGCCGCGAAACGUGCUACCGUGCGAUUGGUAUCACGCGGAGGCGGACGACGCGCUAUUUCGCGACUCAACGAGAUUUGGCACAUCGCGUGCGUAAUUCAUCUCGAAUUCAUUGUAACACGAUCCCGACAACUCCUACAACUCAUCGCUUUGUUUGCAUCAAAGAACAAAAUCAAUAUCUUUAAUUUGAGGCAAGUCUAACGGUAGUACGACCCAAUAAACCGAAAUGUUUCACGCUGGAUUAAAUAAAUAUUAAAUAAAUGUGUCUACGACGCGCAUAAACGUACGGUAAAUGUUUACACAUCGUAAAUUGUUGCUACUGCACGCGUUGUCAACAACGGCGCUUUCCACGUCAAUUUUACAAACAUAUAAACACGAAUGAUGCAAUUGGCAGCUGCAGUGGCGUCGCCCAUUGUUAUCUGAAGAAUAGGCGUGCGGAGAAGCGGAGAGGAGGCUGUGCCCCAGAGGUAAAUAUGCGUUGGGUGCAUUAAUACACGGUGCGACGAGAUGAAAGCCACACGACACCAAAUUAGACGUGUCGAGCUAAUGCAACGGAGCCGAAGAAAAUAUUCGGCUGGCGAACUGCGUUGGGCGCUGCAAGACUGAAGAAGUUGAGGAUGGACGAUGCCGAGGAGGAAUUUGGCGAUAUUCGAGAGCAGAUCUUUCAUAACAACGUCCGGGAGCAAAUUAUAUUUCUCCUCCUAUUUAUAAUCUUAUACGUAGCGAGUUUCACGCUCCUGGAAAGAUUUAAGCGUCGCGGUGUAGAGGACUAUUACAGCACCGAUAAAGAUGAGAUCACUGUGUAUAGGAUCAGCACGUGGUUAUGCACGUUUGCUUUGUCGAUUAGUAUCGGCGCCGUGCUGCUUCUGCCCAUAUCCAUCGUCUCCAACGAAGUGCUGUUGCUCUAUCCUAAUAGCUACUAUGUCAAAUGGUUGAAUAUUUCACUGAUUCAAGGUCUUUGGAAUUACAUAUUUUUAUUCUCGUUUAUUAGUCUUAUCAUUUUUCUGCCCUUUGCGUACUUAUUCACUGAGUCGGAGGGCUUCUUUGGACAUCGGCGCGGUUUAAUGGGCCGUAUCUAUGAAACCAGUGUCGUUCUAGGUCUCCUUGCACUGACAAUGCUCGGAAUUACCUUUGUGAUGAACGCUAUUAUAAAUCAACAUAAAUCCAGCUUUCAGAUAUUUCUCGAUUUAUGGAGUUAUCAUUUACCAUUCCUGUACUCAUGCAUAUCAUUCGUCGGGGUGUUGAUGUUGCUCGUCUGUACACCUCUCGGUUUUGCGCGGUUGUUUGAUGUUGUGGGCAAGUUCCUUGUCAAGCCUCAAUUCCUUCGUGAUAUCAACGAGGAGUACGAGUCUUGUGCGCUGGAGGAAGAAACGCUUCGGCGUCGCUUGAAACAUGUGCAAGUGUCGGGCGAUUGUUAUAUGUCACCCACGCCGAUGUCCUUGGAUGGACGUCCGCCGGUGCAGGACGACGAGUACGGAUUUCCCGAGGGAUUCCUUAGGCAACGCAACGGCGAACUGCGCAGUGGCCUGAGUCGUAAAUUGACUGAAAUUGAAGCAAAACGUAAAGUUCUAGAUAAACAAAGGCAAACUUCAUGGUUUCGCCGCAACGUGCUGAAUCCAGUUGCAAUGCUGUUGUUGUUUAGUCUGACUGUUUUAACGGUUUUAAUAGUCAUACAAAACACCAUUCAACUACUGAUAGGCAUGAAAGCUUUGCCUUUAAGUUCUAGACAAUUUACUUUAGGUAUAAGUUCCUUAUCCCGUUUGGGAUUAUUUGGAGCAAUAAUAGAAAUUGUACUGAUAUUGUACCUCAUCGUCACGUCUUCGGUGGGUUUGUACUCUUCACCGCUGAUGAAGAACAUCAGACCUCGAAGGCAACGCACACCAUUCAAUCUUAUCAUAGCCAACUGCGCUUUGGUGCUGAUUUUGAGUUCGGCUUUACCUUUAUUGGCCAAAAUUUUAGGCAUAACAAAUUUUGAUCUGCUGGGUGAUUAUGGAAGCAUCGAGUGGCUGGGCAACUUCAAAAUCGUCCUCUUGUAUAAUUUAGGAUUUGCGGGCGCCGCCACACUGUGUUUAUUCAACAAGUUCACGGCUAAGGUGCGCCGCGAGCUGUACGCACGUUUUACCAAUGUGUUGGAGCGAAAGAACUCGACUGAUUGUCAACUUACUUUUGUGCAUCCGGAAUAAAUUUAAUUCUCACCCGCGUCACAGCGAAUCUUUGUUGUAAAGUUGAGUGUUUGUAAAUAUAUUUAUUAUUACUCGCGAUGAGAUUAUGUGUUAAGUUAUACUAGUCGCAUAUUGUUAAAUUUUAGAAGACACUUUAGCUUUUACUACGAAAUACAAGGAUAUGUAUUCCAUAAA